AAAACAUCAAAUGCAGUUGCCAAAUCAGUCUUUAUUGAGCAACGAGCCAAUUGGUCAGCUGUGUGUAUACACCAAAGACUGUGUAGCCCGUUGUGUUUUACACCGAAUCGAAAUUUACGACCACAUUCUGUUUUUUUUUUUUUUUUUUUCGGGAAAAAUCACCGUUUGAACAUUUAUUAAAAAAUCGAUUGUUUUUUUGGGGCAAAACUAAACAUUGAAUAGAAGAAAAUUACGACAAAAAAUAAGUAAAAUCGUGAUUCCUUGAGAGAGAUUUUUUCGUUUUUUUUCUGUUGUUGUUCGUUGUGUGCAGAUCUCAUGAUACAGUUUAGUAUAUUUAUCGAUCACCGUACGAAUGGCGAGGCUCAAAUGAAACGAUUCAUGAAAAUGCUGAUUGCGCCGGAUGAAAUUGAACAUAAAUAAAAUUAAAAUCGUAGGAGUUUCGACAUCCUAGUUCUAGUAGUAGUGGGUUGUGUUUUUUGUGUAAAUUGUGCUGUUUCCUUUGUGUAUCAUAUGCAAAUCAUUGUUUGACGUCUUCUUUUGCGGUUUUGCAUUGCCUUUUGUUCGUAUCCAGUUCGAGAGUGAACGUACAUAGCAAAGACGUUGGGUGUCAAUGCACCCAUAAAACUUAAAUAAGAUCCAAUGAGACUCUUGGGUGCCGAUUUAUCAAAUAAAUAUAAAAUGAUACUGCUGGUUGAAGAUGAAAGUGAACUUUGAAAUUGUUUACUUGGUUGUAUUUGGCGCUCCAAAAAAGGAGAAACAAGAAUUGGAACAAAAACAAAACAUUAUUUGGAAUUUUGUAAAAGCUUGAAAUGAGUUCAAGUUGACUGAAUGUCGAACACAUGCCGAACAAAUUUCACUGGCUGGACCAAAAUGCCGAAAAACCGAAAAGUUUACUUUCUCUUUUUUUUACUCUAGCAAGUGAACGUGACAACAUUUAAUCACUUGUUGCUCGCAAGUGGCUUGCCAUUUUUCCCCCCAUCCAUUGGCUGAUUCUUGCUGCUUUAUUGGAAUUCACAUUACGGAAGUGUGCCAUUUCUUGGCGCAGCUUCAUUCAUGUGUGUUGUUGUUGUUUUUGUUUUUGCCGCUGAUGGCCUCAAUGAAACAUACAUAGACUUAUGUAAAUAUUUAUGAAUUCACCGUCGACAAUUAGCAGCUACUAAUUUAGCGUUGACACUUUUUCUGCUGUUCAUUGGUGCGUGGCAACAUGUGACAAAAACUAUAAACAACAUCUUCAAUCAUCAUCGAUAAAACGAUCUUGUGUCACAUUCAUUGUUUUGUUUAUUAUCUUUAUCAACGCAUCGAAAACACGACAUGAUCUAUUUGUUGAAUCGGAAACAUUUCGCCCAAUUUUAACAUCGCAAACGAUGCAAUAAACGGAUUACAAUAAAAAAGAAAACAAGUUUUACCAUAUCUUUACAUUACAUAAUGACCGUAACAAUAUCAAGCCCAACACUUUAUCAAUGUGUGCUGUUUUUGCAGUUGUGCUCAAUUCCGAUCGUACGAAUAAAGUUUGUUAUUUCGCGUUGAGUUUGUUUAACUGAAUUAUAGAAGAAGGUGAACAUCGGCAACAGACUCUUCUCAAAUCACAUGUAUAAACAAAAAAAAAACGUUGAAUCACAUUCUGAGAGGUAGUUUGCCAACGCAUUCACCGCCGUUUUUUAGCACUUCAUGAAAUGUAAAGCUACUAAUCUGCUUUUUUUUUCUUAAUACUUUUCGAGUGAUGAAACAAAUUAUGGUGAAUUUGAAUUUUAUGCUCAUAUUUUUUAUUUAAUUCAAAACAGUGGCAGUAACGACAAAUAAGUGCACAAUAUCUCGAAGCGCCAAUCAAAUUUUUAUUAUCAAAUGUUGUUUAAAAAUUACAUUAAUUUGUCGUAUAAUAUUUUCUGAGUCUUGACCAGAAUUAAAGUGAUUUUAGAUUCUAUGCUCAUAUUAUUUAUUUAAUUUAAACCAAAGGCAAUAUAUUUCAAAAAAGAAAUAAAACCAAGGUCUUGUCAUUCAUUUUGCAAAUAAAUAUAUUACUUCAAAGUUCAAAGUUACUUUGAUGAAAUACAUUUCAUGUAGUGCGCCAAAAAAUAGUUUGUUGUGAAACAACAAAAUAGAUUAAGUAACUAAAAACUCAAGAACGCAGAGCGGAGCGAAGCUGCAAUCAAGUCUCUGUGCUCUAAUCAAGUUCUAUGCAAAUGCAAUUGAUUUCUAUUAGCCGUAUUGUACAGAUUGUGAAACAGACACCGCGCACAUUUUUUCCCUUGUCGUCGGUCGUUUUUGUCGCUUUUUUUGUUGUUGCUGACGCGCAAACUGAUAUGAAAUUAUGGCAUUUGAUGUUUAUGAACUCUCGGUUAAACUUGAAUCACGUCAAACCUUCGAAACAAAAGAGCCCGUAAGCCGCUCGCAUGUGUAUGCCACAACUCAUGAAGAAAUUGGAUUGUAAUGCUUUCAUGUUUUCAAUUUCCACAAUGUGCAUCAGUCGCGCGAGCCUUUGAUGGAAAAUCUGUUUUUGUUGCGCAAACGCAACGGAAAAAAGUGUAUGUAUGAAAUAACAUACACGCUUCCAUUUGAAGUUUCGGAUACCCAAAAUAGCAUAGCCAUUGUGUCAAAAGACGGUGUAGUCAGUGAAUGUUUUCAUACAGUUGACACUUGAUAGUGAAACGGAUACCACAUAAAAUGCGACACAAUUUAUAAGCGGCAAUCGCAUUUCAAUCAAAACCAUCAUCAUUCAACUGAUUUUUGAAAUAAUUUUCAAUUGUUUUGUGGUUUUGUUUUAUGUGUAACAUUCCAUUUUGGGAUCUAAAGUGAAUAUUUGGCAGCCACAACUUGGUUUAUUCCAUUCAAAAUUUCAAAUUUGCUAUUCCUGAACCCGAAAUCUAUUUUUGGACUGUAUCCAGGAAGGAAUGUGUUUAACGGAGAUUCAUAUGAUUUCCAUAGAAACGCAAUCCAAAUUGAGCAGAUUUGUCCAUGAGAUACGUGAAGCAUAAAUGUUAAAUUAUGAAAUUGGGUGAAAUCGUCGCUUGGUAUCAGAAGAAAAUCGGUACUUAUGACAAACAGCCAUGGGAGCAGUUGGCAACAGUUGAGCAUCGUAUACUCAGUGGAUUUGUAAAUACUCCAUCAAAAAAUGUAGCUGCGCGUACUGAAUACAUCGAUGUGGAUUUAGUCAGAGGUUCAACAUUUCCAAAAGCAAAACCGAAACAGGGUCUCUUAACUGUGCUACGACUGGCAGUUGUGCGGUAUUUACUGUUGCCAUUGUAUGCAAAAUGGUGGGUGGCACAGACAUCGUCGCGUAUAUUUGCAUUUUUAUUCUUUUUGUAUGCGAUGCAAAUGUUGAACUGGGCCAUUUAUAGCUAUAAUGUGAAUAAACCACAAAGCAAAUCGAAUGAAUCGGAUACAUGCAGUGCCAACGGUAGUCAAGAUGAAAAAUCCACAAUCGAUUUCAUUUCGAUUACCGAUUUAGUGGUGCCAAUGUCAUUGAGUCUAUUGCUUAGUUUAAUCCAUUCACAAAUUGUGGCCACAUCGACCACCAAUCUAUCGGCAUCCGAUAAGCUAAACAAAGGCCCAAUUCAACCGAAUCGCAAGAAGCGCGAACGCAAAAAACGACGUAAAUCAACACGAUCACGGUCAUCGUUGAACACUUUAGUUUGCAACGAAACCAAAUCGAGGACCAAUAGCUUGAUUGAAGAAAAAGAAGCAAUUGAAGCGAAUGUACAAAUAGGCCGGCGAUUAAGUUCGCCGCAGCAACAACAAGAACAAUCACAACAACAACAACAACAACAGCCACAGCAAAAAGAGAAUGAGGUGAGCGACUCAAACUGUUCGCCGCCACGUUUGCGAAAGCGCAACGUCAACUGGCGUUCACCAAUCAAAAGCAAUUCCAUCGCGCCCGAUGCCCGAAAUUCCCACGACAUGGAAGAAGAGGUAAUGGUGCGAAUUCAAGACAAUGACAAUCGAAACGAAAACGAAAACGAAACCAUUGCUGCUGAUGAUGAUGGCUUCGAGAGCCUCAAUGGCAAAAGCUCAAGCGGCGAAGAAAUGUCCGCACUGAAUAAUGGCCAAGCAAUCGAUGCACAAAAUGAAACGACGCAUCGCAGCAGUAAUCAGAAAUACGCGAAUAGUGCCUACCUAAUGGGAUCAUUUGAUGAAAAUGAUGCAAACAAUAACAGUGAUAACGAUCGAAUUAAUGGAACCAAUAAAAUUGCUGAAAACAAUUGUGAUAAAAUAAAUAUGCGCCAUUUAUUGACGUUGAAGUGCUCGCGCGGCACACCCGUUUUUAGUAAUAGAGAUAAUUUAAAGCGGUACACAAGUGAUGAAGAAGACGAAGAGGACGAAGUUGACGGUGGUUCACAGCAAUCUUCGCCAACGUUGGCUCACAAACCGAUAGGCGAGGGCACAUCGUCGGCAGCUGAAUGGAUCGGCAUAACGACCAAUAGUGAAGAGUGCAGCUACAGUUCGGCGGAUAAUUCCGAAUCACAAUUGGAGUACUCAGAGAAUAAUGGCUGUGAAUGGAAUGAUUACGUCACACCAACGGUCAUUUUGAAUUCGAAUUGUGCCAUCGGCGAUCGAAUAAACUGCACCAUCUGGGAUGGGCGAGAAUUGAAAAAGAUCGAGAUGUCUGUGCUCGAAAUAUCAUCGGCUAUUAUAAAGCGAGUGGAAGCAAUUCCAGAGACAUGUGAUUACGUUUACAUUGGUCUUGUAUUCAGUCUAGUCUUAUCGCUGGUUCCUGCCUUUUGUCGUCUGUGUGAAGCCGUAAUUAAUUCGUCAGAAUCGAAUGAGAUUAACUUUUUAGAUAUGCCAGCGUUGCUACUGGAGAAAACGUCAUUUUCGUAUGAGCAAACGUUGCGGUUGGCAUUUGGGGAGACAACUUGGCAAAAGACCGUGUUGUUCAUCGAUUUCCUGUUACGAUUUUCGUUAACGUUUCUGUUCUUCUUCCUGUUGGCGGUCGCUGAACGCACGUUCAAGCAACGAUUUUUGUAUGCCAAACUUUUCUCGCAUUUAACAUCAUCGCGGCGCGCUAGAAAAUCCGAGCUACCACACUUCCGCUUGAAUAAAGUUCGUAAUAUCAAGACUUGGCUUAGUGUACGUUCCUAUCUCAAGAGACGUGGUCCUCAACGGUCCGUGGAAGUUAUUGUAUCGGGUUCAUUCAUCUUAACCCUACUUCUGCUGGCAUUCUUGAGUGUCGAAUGGCUUAAGGACUCCGUUCAAUUGCAAUCACAGCAUACAUUGGAAGCAUUGAUUUGGUCUUGUGCUUUGGGAUGUUUCUUACUGAGAUUCAUGACACUUGGCACAAAAAUCAAUCGCAAAUAUCGCAGCAUUUCGGUAUUGAUCACGGAACAAAUCAACUUAUAUUUGCAGAUUGAGCAAAAACCUCAUAAUAAAGAUGAAUUAAUGGUCUCGAAUAGUGUGUUAAAAUUAGCUGCAGAUUUACUUAAGGAAUUAGAAUCGCCAUUUAAAAUAUCUGGUCUCAGUGCAAAUCCAUAUUUGUAUACAACAAUCAAAGUGGUUAUAUUGUCGGCAUUAUCGGGUGUAUUAAGCGAAAUGCUUGGAUUUAAAUUGAAACUGCAUAAAAUUAAAAUUAAGUAGAAUGAAAUUGGACUUUGUUUAUUUCUGGAGAGCUGGUGAAGGCCUUAUUCUUUCCCAGUGCUUAUAUAGUGCUUUCUUGACCAGUCAACUAAAUAACUAUUUAGGAUUACAAGAAAAUUGUAUAUAUAUAUAUAUAUGCGAGAAAAAAAAUAAUAUUGUAAAUUUUCAACACCUCUCAUGAGGAAUUCGAUUAGUGUGGCUUGAGCUUGUUUCAAAUAUUUUUGUCCACAUCAUUGUAUGAUUAAAUUAUUAUUUAUAUGGUAGAAAUGGGAACACCAAGGCGUUUCUAUUUGCAUGCAUUUCCAACAAAUUCGUCACAAUCCUUCACAUGAAAUUCCAUCACAUCCAGUAUUUUCUUUUUCAUUGAAAUCAAAGGGGUAUUGCAACGACCAUAAAAUAUAUCUAUUUCAUCAAGUUUAUCAAGCUCUUUCCAAGUUUAUGCAUAGUGUCGAACUUUUGUUCAAGCUCUACCAUCUAAAUGUACAGUAAAAUAAUUUACGGGCAAGACGUAAGAUGGCGUUUUUCUGGUCAAAAAAAGUUGCAAUAUCCCCUUGAUUGAAAUAAUGCAUACAAUUGUUUUCGAUAACAUACAUUAAUUUCGAAGAAUAUAUAAUGAGGAUUGAGAAGAAAAUUCACGUCAUUAAAUUGGAAAGUAUUUUAUUUUUGUUGUUCAAAAACUGAUUUUUCAAAAUUGAGCCACACAACACAUUUAUUCAUCAAAAGAAACAGUGGAUUAAAAAUGUAUAUGUAGCAAAAUAUUAAGUAUUCGUUGUGGUUUUAUUUUAAAGACUUGAAUUGAAAUUGUAAACCAAAUGGAAAAUUCGUUUAAUUUUAAGUUUAUUAUAUGACCAAAAAUUUUAUUUGAAAAUAACUGCAGUUAUCAUGGUAAAAUUGGUUGAAUCAAAUAAGAAUGAUAAUCAUGAUUCUUCUUCUCACUUAUGAAAUGUACGAAUUUUGUAGUCAACACCGCUAAAAUCAAGUUGUAAUUAGAUGUAGAUGACAUCUUGUACGAAAGUAUAGGUGACAUUUUGGAAUUAUUUUACUAAAGAAUAUGAUAGAUAAGCUUAGAUGAAAAUUUGUUUAAAUACGAAGCGAAAAAUUUGAUAUUGAAAAAAAAAUUCGUCAUGUUUUGCGCCUUUACUGUGUUUGAAAAACAUCCUAGUAAAAAUGACUCUUGAUUAUUUCUGAAAUUCUCAAUGGAGAAAUAUAUUUUCGAAAAUCAAAAAUAAGCAAGCAGAAAAGAAAGCAUAAUGUUUGUGCAUCCUAUUCUUCCACUUAAGCAAAUCGAUUAUUUUAACAGUAUUUUCAGCAAAUAGAGAAAUUUUUUUAACACGUAGUCAAGCGAGAAAAAAAUGCAUAGUCAGGUAAAAAAAAAACCUAUUAGAGUAGACAAAUUUGUAGACACACAAAUCACAUAUAAUAAAGAAGAAAAUCAGAGAAAGAGAAUAAAACGAAAA
Molecule: messenger RNA, 7025 nt
Organism: Sitodiplosis mosellana (orange wheat blossom midge)
Lineage: Eukaryota; Metazoa; Arthropoda; Insecta; Diptera; Cecidomyiidae
Gene: phtf
Product: protein phtf
Exons: 13
Coding region: 2983-5568 (861 amino acids)
Cellular component (GO): endoplasmic reticulum
Source: RefSeq, a predicted model, not a curated record